Messenger RNA from Alternaria burnsii, 1368 nucleotides. RefSeq names its product acyl-desaturase. Gene Ontology annotation, molecular function: stearoyl-CoA 9-desaturase activity; heme binding; iron ion binding. Lineage: Eukaryota; Fungi; Ascomycota; Dothideomycetes; Pleosporales; Pleosporaceae. The record is from RefSeq and is a predicted model, not a curated record. The transcript is spliced from 2 exons. Gene Ontology annotation, biological process: unsaturated fatty acid biosynthetic process. The coding region runs from base 1 to 1368 and encodes 455 amino acids. Gene Ontology annotation, cellular component: endoplasmic reticulum membrane.
AUGGCCGGUCCUGACCCUUCAACGGGAAAACCCCCCACUCCAAAAGAACUACAUAUAUCUGCUCAACCAGUCACUUUCGCAAAUUGGUACAAGAAGAUUAACUGGCUCAACACAACUCUCGUCGUUCUAGUCCCGACAUAUGGCCUCUACUUGGCACGCUCGACACCUCUCACUCGACCAACUUUGCUAUGGAGCAUCCUGUACUACUUCAUGACCGCUUUCGGUAUCACAGGUGGAUAUCAUCGAUUAUGGAGCCAUCGCUGCUACUCUGCGCGCCUUCCGGUACGUUUGUUCUUAGCCUUUACAGGAGCAGGAGCAAUCCAAGGUAGCAUAAGAUGGUGGAGCGCCAACCAUCGCGCGCAUCACCGGUGGACAGAUACGAUGAAAGAUCCAUACUCGGUUAUGCGAGGCCUGUUGUUUUCUCACAUCGGUUGGAUGGUUCUUAACAACGACCCGAAAGUCAAAGGUCGUACGGACAUCUCCGAUUUGGACAACGACCCGAUCGUUGUGUUUCAGCACCGGCACUAUGGAAAAAUGCUUCUCUUUGCUGCCUGGAUCUUCCCUGCGAUGGUAGCAGGUUUGGGCUGGGGAGACUGGUGGGGUGGCUUUGUGUAUGCGGGCAUCAUCAGGGCGUGCUUCGUACAGCAAGCUACGUUUUGUGUGAACAGUCUCGCGCACUGGAUCGGCGAGCAGCCAUUCGACGACCGGAGAUCUCCAAGGGAUCACGUGUUGACCGCUUUGGUGACUAUGGGCGAAGGAUACCACAACUUCCACCAUGAGUUUCCGUCUGACUACCGCAACGCAAUAACCUGGUAUCAAUACGAUCCGACAAAAUGGCUCAUCUGGAUCAUGUCCAUAAUUCCUCUCUUUCCACUGACAUACGACCUGAAGACCUUUCGCUCUAAUGAGAUUGAGAAAGGCAGACUUCAACAGCAACAGAAAGCACUCGACCAAAAGCGAUCGAAGCUUGAUUGGGGUCUCCCAUUAGCUCAAUUGCCAGUCAUCAGUUGGGACGAUUUUCAAGCCCAGGCUUCCGCCAACGGCGCCGCUUUGGUGGCUAUCGCUGGAGUCAUCCACGAUGUUUCACCGUUCAUUGCUGAUCAUCCUGGUGGCAAGACACUGAUCAAGAGUGUGAUUGGCAAGGAUGGUACCGCGGUAUUCAAUGGCGGUGUGUAUGAACAUUCGAACGCAGCACAUAAUUUGUUGUCGACUAUGCGUGUUGGUAUCUUGCGGGGCGGUCAGGAAGUCGAAGUCUGGAAGACAGGUGCUGAGAGAGCUGGUAAAGACACCAAAGGCAAUGGUGUCGUCAGGGCAGGCGAUCAAAUCACGAGGGUGGCUGCACCUGUAGCAGCGGCUGUAGCAGCUUGA